ACCUGACGCUGUUAAUGUUUAAUGCCCCGACCUCGUCCGUGGCCACUCCAAGGCCAGGCACUCUCCCCGAGGCAGAGGUGGCAGAGGAAGGCAGCAGAGAGGAACCCGGUCUGCUAGGGACAUGGCAGGGUCGUCGUCGGAUGACGGUGGCAGCCCCAAGGGGGAUGUGGACCCAUUCUCCUAUGACUAUGAGACUGUACGCAAUGGGGGACUGAUCUUCGCUGCCCUGGCCUUCGUUGUGGGGCUCAUCAUAAUCCUCAGCAAAAGACUCCGCUGCGGGGGCAAGAAGAAGCAUCGGCAAGUCAGUGAAGAUGGACUGUAACGACAGAGUCAGCUGUGACCACCACUGCACUGGGACCGGUUGAGAAGCCUUCCCUGAGCUGCAGACCUUUGUCCCCAGCACUGCCAGGCCCUCAGGCUGAAGGAAGUGCCAGGCUUCAUGUGACCUUUGGGUGGGCAUCGCCUCUUCCCACCCCAUGCCGCCUCUAAUAAUAAAGCCAGCCUCAGAGAUGGCUCCUUCCCUG
Messenger RNA from Pteropus alecto (black flying fox), 524 nucleotides. It is a transcript of the gene FXYD2, whose product is annotated as FXYD domain containing ion transport regulator 2. Bases 122 to 322 code for a protein of 66 amino acids. Gene Ontology annotation, biological process: regulation of sodium ion transmembrane transporter activity; monoatomic ion transport. The record is from RefSeq and is a predicted model, not a curated record. Gene Ontology annotation, molecular function: sodium channel regulator activity. NCBI's taxonomy places the organism in Eukaryota, Metazoa, Chordata, Mammalia, Chiroptera, Pteropodidae. Gene Ontology annotation, cellular component: membrane. The transcript is spliced from 6 exons.